Molecule: messenger RNA, 588 nt
Organism: Pestalotiopsis fici W106-1
Lineage: Eukaryota; Fungi; Ascomycota; Sordariomycetes; Amphisphaeriales; Sporocadaceae
Exons: 2
Coding region: 1-588 (195 amino acids)
Source: RefSeq, a predicted model, not a curated record
AUGGAUGCACUCAGGGACUACUUUCGCCAAGGCAAGAUGCCUCCUGAGGGUGUAUUCAGAUCAAGCAUGGCCGACAUCAUGUCCUCUGAGAAUACCUCAAAGCCUCCCAACAAGAAGCGACGACUCGAGACGGUCGCCUCCGACUUCCUUGAUGAGGAUGAUGGUGAUGAUGUUGAUGAUGAAGAUGAUGAGAAUGACGGGCCUGACAAGCUUGAAGAGCACGAUGAGCAGAACGCCCGAUUGGAGAAUACGGUCCAGCGAUGUGUGGCACUCAUCCGUCGAUCGCUUGACGAAAUGGCCCAAGAGACUGAGGCCUCGCAGUCUGAAAUCGUGUCAGAUCUCGAGGAUCAGCUCGCCAAGAUGACUUCAAAGAAAGAUUACUACAAGAAACGCGUCAUUUCGCAAGAGAACAAGAUGGCCUCAAAGAACGACAAGCUGAGGCAGCAGGAGCAGGAGAUUCUAGCAUUGAAGGCAGAGGUCCAAUGGCACAAGCAAGCAACAUCGCAGGCCAUGCGAGAUCUCCAGCAUUUGAGCGGCCAGGCGUUUUACACCAGAAACGAGAUGCUUCGACUUCUCAAUGUCGUUUAG